Messenger RNA from Manduca sexta (tobacco hornworm), 3780 nucleotides. RefSeq lists its product as uncharacterized. NCBI's taxonomy places the organism in Eukaryota, Metazoa, Arthropoda, Insecta, Lepidoptera, Sphingidae. The transcript is spliced from 3 exons. Gene Ontology annotation, cellular component: cytoplasmic vesicle. Bases 416 to 910 code for a protein of 164 amino acids. Gene Ontology annotation, molecular function: protein binding. The record is from RefSeq and is a predicted model, not a curated record.
CAAAGCAUUCUUGUAUUGGUUGAGACAGUUGGUUUAAAAUAAAAGUGAAGAAGUAGCCAUAAAUUUAUUUUUAUUUUCUUGGCAACUUACCAUCAACACCUUGUUGGUAUUUAGUGUCACUGCUUUACGCAAGAUGGCGAUAGCAGAAAUUUAAAAUUAGAUUUUUCUUUGUAAUAGCGGAAAUAUAAACAAUAUAUCACAACUUUAGAAAAGUAGUUCAGUGGACGUAGCGCUUUUUAUAUCUCACAACAUUCUAUAUUUAGAUAUUAUGAAAUUCUAAUUUUUUUAUACGACACUGUGUAAUUAAACCAAGCAUAAUUUCUUUUUAAAUGUAUUUAUUUUUCUGGUAAAGGAGGCAUUCAAGGGAGCACUUCUAAAAUUGGUGAUUGGUUCGACAUUAUUUAUAUAUAUUUUUAUGUAUUCUUGUAUCAAGGGGAAAGCUUUAUUUUGUAUGCUUUUAUGUACGUUGCACAACGUCAGAGUAAUACCUGAGCCAGCUGCGAAGAAACUGAACCCGACGAGGCCGCGCCUCACAACCGAUGCCUUUGCUAAAUACAACACAAAUGCUAAGAAAUCUCCCACGUCGCGCGUGGACCAGGCGUGGGGCGGCGCGGGCGGGGCGGGCGCGCCGCGGCCGGCCUCGCUGCCGUACGGGCGACCCGCGCCCCCCGCCGCGCCGCGCCGCGCCGCCUCCUCCUCCGCCGCCCGCCACCAGCACGGCGCCGCGCAGAAGAACAAAUACGUCAGAACGCUAUGGCAUAGGCUGCCGUCAGAUUCGGGACAUCUCGCCUUCAACGAAGGCGAAAGGCUCCGUCUGAUCCUCGAGGUGGACGACCAAUACUUGCUGUGUUGCCGCGGCGACCAGAAAGGGCUAGUCCCGCGGGACGCAGUGCUCCUCGAGGACUUCUGAUAUUGGCCUUCCGACCAGGAGUGGCAGCCAUGUUGGAGGCCGCUUAGGUUCGGCACCAACCCUCCAAGAAAGUAAAGGAUUUUCACGGCCGUAGCUAAGAUUUUGUGAGUGAGUUGAGUACUUUUUAAUUUUAAAAAUUUUCAAUCAAAACAAACUAUAUGCUAGAUGGGUAAGAUCCUCAGUGACAGCGUAGCUACGGCCUUAUUGUGAUCCCGUUCAUAGCGUAAUCGAGGACUGCCACGGCGUUGUGACGCUGUAUAUUCUGUGACAGUGAGCAAGUGAACCUGUGCAAUAGGUAUAGAAUGUGAUACAAAUCGGAACACUACGUUAAGAACGUUUAUAAUUCGUGCGAUCAAGUCUGAACAUAUGAACGCUUUUGGGGACAUUAAUACUGUACAUAUAAUGCCUAGUUUAGGUGAAGGAAUGUUUCUCUGUCAUUGUGUAUGUUUGUUUCGUUAAAGUUGCCUUACAAUAAUCAUUACCUGAAUCUUACAUCACCGCGCGAAGUCUCACAUGUUUAAUUCUGUAGUAAAAUCUAGUCUUACGUUAUAAAUCACGACAAAGUUUUUGUGUGUAUAUACUAUUAUUAAGAAGCGUUUAUAGUGAGAAUAUUUACUGAUGAUCAACGAGCAUUAACAGUAAAUGUUUAUCUCAAUCGGAUGUGAUAUAGAUUACAUACUAUUUAAUUAUAUAAAAAAUAUCCUUUCAAGGAGAACCCUGAUCGUAAGGAAUUAUUUGAAAGUCGCUUCUACCGAGAGAAAGGCACCGAUUAAAUUGAUGUCGUGUAAAUUAUAAUAGAAUCAAAUGAAUUCGUUGAUGUUUACGUACAAUCGUAUUGAAACGGCCGCACCCAUCCGACGAGGUUCGCGGGCUGUGUGUAAAUAUAUCCUUAUACGCAUAGUUGUUUGUGUAUUUAGAUACUGUGCGUUUAGCAAAUUAAAUUGGCAAAUUUACUUACGGAAUUGUUUUGGUGCGGUAUGUGUAUUUGGAUAGUGUUAAUAUUCCACGGAUUGCGUUAACUCCUCGUAGUACUGAUCGCAUGCAGCCUAUCCUGAACACCUUCCUGUGCAGUCUGUGGGGUCAGUCGGGUGGCUUAACAUGUUCACGAUACUAACUGCACGACUCCCACCGCCUCGCCUCUCCUGAAGCCGACCUGCUGUUACAACGUCGGUGUCACUCGGUGUUGGAAUAACAACCUGGGAACAACUAAUUGCAUGAGCCUCUCCGUCUCUCACUCCUUCAGUCCAGCACUGUCGAUCAAUUAUCAACUCAUUGACAUUUAAACACGUACUAAUUUACCUUACCGCGCCUACAAAUUCAACGAAGUGGGUGUAUGUGAAAAUGUAUAUUGUUUUUGUGUAAAUUCAUUUCGUAAUCGUUUGCUUGUAUUAUCAAAUAUUGUGAUAUUGGUCAUAUCGCAGCUUCUGGGAAGCGUAGAGAAAUGAUAUUUUUGGUAUGUCGAUGUAUUGCUCAAGUCGGAAUCACAACGUUUUGGAUAUGAUAUUAUGGAUAUAAAUACUCCCUUAUACGUAUUAUUGUACUUCUCGAUGUUUGGUGUUUGUUUAUCGAUAUAUUAUAAUGUUGUACAUAACACGUAUUAACGAUAAUCUCGUAGUUUAUAUGAAAAGGUGAAAGUAACCAAACCUUUUGAAUGCACGAUACAGUUCCUCGCGUAGUCCGUCGUGCUGUCUCUCGCACACACGUGUAGCGUUGUGUUGAUUAGAAAUCAAAAUUAAUAUAAUCGGUGUGAUGGUGCCUUUUCUCGAGCGGACGCGACGUAUCGAAGUUCUUGCCAACAACGUUCGCACCAACCAGAGGCUCGUCGACACGAUAAUCUCAUUAAAAUAAGAUGAACGUUAGUUGACAUGAUAUAGUACUGCGAUAGGUAUAAAUUAAACAAUAAUUAGGUUAAAAUGUUAUCAAAAUUAUAGUUGAAAUAUUAGAUCACGGUAGCCCCGUAUAGUGGUAAAUUGUGACAUCAACUCUGUAUUAUAUAUUUUUUUGGAAUGAAUUCAUAAAUCUGCGCUUUGUGACUGAAUGAUGUGAUGUGGCCUUUUGUAUGUUAUAAAGUUGUGAUGUGUGUGUGCUUGUUGCAUCGGUCGGUGAGUCGAUAUAUGUUUAUUCAUCGUGUCUACUUAAUAUAAUACUGUACGUAUAGCAUGAGGAAGCUUCCACAAAUUAUUUAUGUAAUUUAUAUUAAUCUAAUCUCCUAAUAGCCGUUAAAGUAUUAGUCGAGUAAACAUGCCUUAAAAUAUUCAAAUGACUUAAUGGAACAUAGGCGAUGCAUGGUGAGUCGAUGGCGUUUGCUUUGCGAUAGCUUCACACGUAAUCGCUUUGCAGUUAACGCGUGUAUCUUUUGCAGUAACCUUAGGGGAGUUUGUUAGAAGUAAGUUUUUAUGAAAGGUUUGUAUUAUUGAACGAUGUUGAAAGAUUUUUUUAUAAAACGACAUCCUGCGCGUUCGUUUUAACAUAUUGUUGGAUACAUGUGGUGAGUCAUUUGUCCUUGUGGGUACAAACGUUAAGUUAUUACUGUCGAAUUUGUUUAAGAUUUAAUUUAUAAUUUUACGAUUGGGAUCAAUAAGUUGAAUUUUGUGUUGAAAAUUUAUUUUCGUAUAAAAUAAUAAAAAUGUAAGAAAAACAGGCUUUCGUUAAUACGAAACGUCAACGAACGACUGAGAAUCUAAUUCCGAAUAUAUUAAGUUUACCUCGAAAAUCAAAUUAACAAUUUCGUUUCGACAAGACAUGUUGUCAAUCAGUGUAUGUAUUGUUAUAUUUUUAUUUGUGUUAAGUGCCAUAAUUUAAUGAAUUAACAAUUGAUAAAAUAUUAUUGUAAUGCAUAACCAUGUACACCAAUUAAAUAAUAUAUAAAA